GCCGGAAGUUGGUUGAGACACAACGAGGAGCCAUAAUCCGCCGCGAACUUCAGAGUACGGAGUGUCUGGGGGCUACGUGGGUAGGGAAUUGGCCGGCUGUAUUUACAGGGACUAUCAAUGGACACCCAAAAGGACGUUCAGCCCCCGAAGCAGCAGCCGAUGAUAUAUAUCUGCGGAGAAUGUCACACAGAAAAUGAAAUAAAAUCCAGGGAUCCAAUCAGAUGCAGAGAAUGUGGAUACAGAAUAAUGUACAAGAAAAGGACUAAAAGAUUGGUGGUUUUUGAUGCUCGAUGAAACUUGGAAUUCAGAGGAUUAUCUUCAUUUGGAUUUGGAUUUGGUGUUAAUGUUGUAUAGCUUUUGAUUAGUGUACAUAUCUUUACAAAUACAAAUAACAUUUCAUUUUAAAAUCCAUCUUGUAUUUAAAUAUCUAUUUAAUAGUUCCUAUAAAGAAAAUUUUUUGUUCAAUUACAUGAUUUAUAAUUUACUUUUAUUGUAUAUGUAAUCUGACACAGAGUGAAAGUUUAAAGUGCUUCCCUAAACCACACUUUUAAUUAAGGCCUAGAAUCUUUUGGGAUUCUUGUUAAAAAUGAAGUUUUCUAGGGCCCUGUGAAGGUCUGAUUUAGUAAGUUCCUUGGAAACUACUGUUUUACAUCACCAACUUUGUAAACUCUCCAGCAUUAUUUUGUAUUGAGUAUACCAAUGUACUUAGCUUGCAUGCAUUAUUUUAAGUUAAAUUUUUCAUUUUUACUUGAUGUAGGCCUUCUGUAUAUAUAUAUAUAAGGCUUGACUAUAUAUAUAUAUUUUUUUUUUAAAGAUUUUAUUUAUUUAAUUGACAG
Messenger RNA from Zalophus californianus (California sea lion), 836 nucleotides. RefSeq names its product RNA polymerase II, I and III subunit K (gene POLR2K). The coding region runs from base 118 to 294 and encodes 58 amino acids. The transcript is spliced from 4 exons. Lineage: Eukaryota; Metazoa; Chordata; Mammalia; Carnivora; Otariidae. Gene Ontology annotation, biological process: DNA-templated transcription. Gene Ontology annotation, cellular component: RNA polymerase II, core complex; RNA polymerase I complex; RNA polymerase III complex. The record is from RefSeq and is a predicted model, not a curated record. Gene Ontology annotation, molecular function: DNA-directed RNA polymerase activity; zinc ion binding; DNA binding.